AUGGGCGGAUGCGCGGAAACCUCACGACCAGAUGGCGAGGGUCCUGCUUCUGCCAGUGGUGGCACGGAGGAUAGUGCCGAUGAAGGCGAGGCUGAGGCCAGGGCUGCCGCAGCUGAGGCAAGCUCAGCGAAAGCCGAGGCCAAGGCUGCCGAGGCAGAAAGGAGGGCAGCACAAGCCGAGGAAAGAGCGGCGCAGUUGGAGAAGAACCUCGAAGACCUCCAAGCCCAGCUAUAUGACAGCGAGGCACGAGCGGUGGCAGCGGAGGGCAAGGCACUGUUUGCAGUGAACACACUCUUCCCUUUGCUGGAAGGGCUUCCAGGCAUUGUGGAUAAAAUGCUAACUGGUGUGGCGGCUGGUGCAACAGCUGUUAACAAUGGACCAGCUGAGACUUUGAAGUUUGGCAACACACUUUUGCCUGCGAUAAGGAUGGUAAGGCUACAAAACGCUGGGCCGUCAAUUUUCACACAAGAACUGGCAGAGAUGGUUUUCGGCCAGACGACCCUGGGCACUCAAAGCCUGAGGGGCUCGACCUUUGGAGAAGGAAAAGAGCCCCUGCACAAAGAAACUGUGGAUGACAUUGUCGUCUACGUCAUGAACAAAUUUCCUGGAGAAUGCGAGGGGACUAUCAGGAGGUACCUAAGACGAAAGUGCAACAAUGCGGCCUCCUCCCUCAAGAAGAAGCCUGCCUAUUUCUGA
Molecule: messenger RNA, 696 nt
Organism: Ixodes scapularis (black-legged tick)
Lineage: Eukaryota; Metazoa; Arthropoda; Arachnida; Ixodida; Ixodidae
Exons: 5
Coding region: 1-696 (231 amino acids)
Molecular function (GO): DNA binding
Source: RefSeq, a predicted model, not a curated record